Lactuca sativa (garden lettuce) is the source of this 4833-nucleotide messenger RNA. Lineage: Eukaryota; Viridiplantae; Streptophyta; Magnoliopsida; Asterales; Asteraceae. The record is from RefSeq and is a predicted model, not a curated record.
AUUUAUUUAUUUUUUCUUUCCAUUAUUAACUCCGGAACACAUGAGCGUUAGUCCUUGGACUUUAGUUUGAAGUAAACGCACUGUUCCUGCAUCACUAUUAGCUAAAAGACCCAAAUGUUGUUUUAUCCAUCUACUCUAUCCUGAGUUAAAAGUCUGAAAUACUGUUUAAAACUCUAGAAUCUCAUUGAAGGAACUACAUUCGAUCUCGCAUAUUCUGCUCUUCACUCCAGAUCUGCCGCUUUAAGGUUCCUUAAGCUUUGACGUGUCAUUGACAACAAGUCAGAUGAAUAAACUUGGAAUGCUUUUAUCGUGGACCUUGACAACGUUGCAGAUUAGGGAAGAACCAUGGCUGAUCGGGGUCUUAUACCUCUCAUCAAGAAGUUGAAGAAUAGUAAUAGAAGAGCUAGAAAUGAUUUCUUAUAUGUUGAUAGAGUACAUUGGCAGAAAAAGAUGCGUGUAUAUUUGGAUCAUCUGGUGAAUCACCUCAAGAAGAUGAUGCUAGGGUAUGAAAAUGUGGAAGUAAAAGGCAUGAUUAAUAAAAUGGAAGUGCUGGCUAGGGGAUUAUUUGAUUCACAUGAUGGAUUUGAAAAAAGCUGGAUGGAUACGAUAUUAGAGAUUACUGAAGAACUCUGUAACAUCAGAUAUGGAUCAAACGUAGAAGGAGAAGAAAUCGUGGGGUUCGAUGACGAUGUAGAAACACUACUUGACCAACUUACUCAAACUUCAAUAAAGCGAUUCCAGGUUAUAUCCAUCGUAGGAAUGGCUGGGAUUGGAAAGACGACUUUGGCUAGAAAACUGCACAACGAUCCACUAAUUGAAUAUCACUUUGACAUUCGAGCAUGGACAUGUGUUUCUCAAAUAUAUGUGAAGAGGGAUUUGUUACUUGGCAUAUUGACCUCUUUUAUUUAUGAUCUUACAGAGGAGAUCCAUAAAAUGAGCGAUGAACAGUUGGGGGAAAAGCUGUACAGACUUUUAAAGGGUCGUAGAUAUCUGGUGGUGUUGGAUGAUAUCUGGGAUUUUAAGGCCUGGAAUGAUCUCCAAAUUUAUUUUCCAGAUGACAAAGUGGGAAGUCGAGUUGUAUUUACUAGCCGUGACAUAGACAUUAGUUUACAUGUAGGGGCAGCAAGAGCUUCUCAUGUUUUGCGUCUUCGUACUACAGAUGAAAGUUGGGAUAUAUUUCAGAUGAAUGUAUUUAGAUCCGGAAUAUGCCCUUCUUAUUUGGAGCCAACUGGAAGGGAGAUAGUAAGAAAAUGUGAGGGUUUGCCUCUUGCCAUUGUUAUAGCUUCAGGUCUUGUGAAAAAUCAAUCGUCAUAUAAACCCAGUUGGUGGAAGCAAAUUGCUCUUAGUUUGCGUUCAUUUAUGGAUCGUGAUCCAAGACAAUACAUGGACACACUUUCUUUGAGCUACAACCAUCUGCCUCCUCACCUAAGAUGGUGUUUUCUCUUUGUUGGUGUAUUUCCUGAGGACUAUGAGAUUCCUGUGACAAAGUUGAUCUGGCUUUGGAUUGCUCAAGGAUUCAUACAUGAUCAAGGUGGAAGCAGAAUCUUGGAGGAUGUUGCAAAGGAUUUCAUGAUGGAUUUAAUCAGGAGAAGCCUCCUAAUGAUUGCCAAAAAAAGGGAUGAUGGCCAAAUUAAAGCAUGCCGCAUCCAUGACUUGUUGCGGGAGCUGUGCUUGAGAAAAGCCAAGGAAGAAACUUUUUCUUCAGAAGUAGAAGUUUACAGGUAUGCUCCUGUUGAGUAUUUUUCAACUUCAGGUACCAUCAGCUCUGGUUUGUGUUAUCCAUUUGAGUUGGGCAGAGUUCUCCAUGAUGGUGGAUUAGUUCUUAGUGAAACAUACAAAUCCCUUAGGAUUCUAGAUGUCGAGUCUAUCCAAAUUGCCUUAUUUCCUUCUGACGUGGUUCAACUGGUUAGUCUGAGAUACUUGGCCAUCCAAGCUCAUCAAGGAAGUCCUCAAGAAUCAAUAUCCAACCUUGUCAACCUACAAAUGUUAAUAAUAUCAUCAAGGAAGAAUGUUGUUUUACCAAAAACCAUAUGGAACAUGGUCAAUCUAAGGCACCUAUAUAUCAAAUCAGGGGAAAACAUUAUCGAAGAGCCUUGUUUCGUACAAGCUUCAACAGGGACUGAUGAUUGUGGCAGUGGGUUGGGUAGCCUGCAAACCUUAUCCCAAGUCAGUCCCGAAUCUUGCCACAAUAUAUUUUCAAAGACUCCCAAUCUUAGGAAGCUUGGGUUUUGUGGACCCCUAAUUUCAAGCCUAGGUGAUCUGGAAUUUCCAAAUACAAGCUGCUUGCAGAACCUAAAAGAACUGAAGUUAUUUAAUACGGUUACGUACCCUGAACCAACAAGGUCUUGCAAUCCUAUUAUGUUCCCUGAAAUGCUAAAGAAACUUACAUUGUCAAACAUUGGGAUGGAUUGGGAAGAGAUGUGGACAUUCUCCUUGCUACCUAACCUGGAGGUUUUGAAAUUAAAAUUUAAUGCAUGCAUUGGAGAAAGAUGGGAGACAAGCGAUGCAGAGUUUGCACGACUUAAGAUAUUGAAACUACAAGGGUUGGAGUUAAGAGAAUGGGAAUGUUCAAAGGAUAACUUCCCCUGUCUACAACGUUUAGUGGUUCAUCACUGCUUAAAACUCAAGAGUAUCCCACUGGAAGUAGGCAGGAUCUUGACACUGGAGCUGAUUGAGGUACAGGGGUGUAACGUGUCUGCUAACGCCUCUGCACUAAAAAUCAAAGAAGAGCAAGAGAGUGAAGGGAACUCCUUCUUGAGUGUCCAUGCAACCAAAAAUGUUUCAAGAAAUUUGACAUUCCCAGCUCACAACAUCAAUACAUCAUACAUCCGGCUGAUGGCGAGUUUGCUAAGAACAGACAGUUGAUAUCAUUGAAUUUUUAUCUAGAUUACGAUCAGGAAACUCAAAAUCAACAUCAGAGAAUCAGAUCUUCUUAUUGCGUUAUCGCUCUUCUCCGAACUCCUUCAUUUGGAAUAUACUCAACGAGAACAGAGAACAGAAAUUCCUGGAUCUUAUCACCACCGCCUCGAAUCACGAGCGGGAGGAAAGGUUCUUUAAGCAACAAAAGAAAUCCGAAUAUGAUUUACGUGAGUUCCAGACUUUCCAGACAAUCUAUCAUUGGCGUCAACACCUAUGAAGCAGGAAAGGAGAGAAACACCAAUUCAUAACCAAGAUCUUCCACCUCAGUCAACGGAUAUGACACACGGUUGCAGUUCAUGGCGAGUUUCGGAUUCCGGUGGUUAUGAGUACGCAAAUCAAAGUAAUUUGGAUUUUUCAUCGUCUUUUAGAGCUAUGGAUUCAGCUAGUUAAAACAUCAUCAGGAAGAAUAGAACUCCAGCUGGAUUUUUGUUCUCCUUGACUGUUGAAUAUGGUCUUACGGGCAUGAAAAUGUGAGAAAAAGCAAUUCAUCAAGUGAUCCGAAUAACCAACAUCGUAAAGAAUAACUUCUAACUGGACAACAGGGAGUUUAGAGUUCUAGACAACAUAUUUGAUUUACCCAAGAGAAAAAGAAGACUCUUCUCUUUUGAAUGGAAUUUGUUUCAAGAAGUUUGAAAGGUGCACAUUUUCAAAUGCAUAUGGAACCCAUUUCAUUACAGCAUUCAGCAUCAUGAAGUACUUGGAAUACACCCCUUUCCAACGUUCUGAUUCUUGAUUAUCUUGGUAACUCUCCUGAUGCCGGGUCACCAGCUGAAUAUAUUUCUAAUAGAUCCAGCUGAAAGAUGUUGAUAUGUCUGAUUUUGACUUUGUACCACAUGUAUCCAGACUAUAACUUCAGGUAAUAACUUUAUUUUGCAACAACUCAAAUUUUAUUCAAGUAGUUUAGAAGGGGUAAAUUAGGAAAUCAAAUAAAUAAAGAGCAAACUAUUGGUGGUGGGGGUCUUUUGGGUAUUUAUGUUUACUUAGUUUGUUGCAACAGUGCUUAUAAGAGGGUAGAUAGUAUGUGGAUAUCAUCAUAUAUCUUGUGAGAAAUAUGGUAUUUCAUACAUUGGGACAAGAUAGGCUCUCGAAUCACUAUCAAAUCGCUAGGUUUAUCUUGUUAUUUUGAGUCUUAUCAAUACAUCAGUGUAGUAUUGGUUUUCUGUUCUUGUUUUGACCUUAUAUUCUAAAUUGAUAGAGAUAUGGAAUUACUAACUACAAAAGGACAUAAACCAAGAAUUAUCCAUGUUUGUUUAAGAAAGGAAAAAUUGGUAAGUGGCUAAAGUUUUGCUGGGGUAAGAAAAGAAUAAAAGGAAGAAUUGGGCAAGCUGGGCUCAUGAUCAAUAACUCUAGAUUGGUAUUUUGGCCAACAACGAAUUAUCAUCUAUUUUUUUGCAUUUUUGUAAGUUUGUAUCAACGACAAUGCAAUUGAAAAGCUACUGGCUCCUGCGUAAGUUACUAAAAUGCUCAAAAUCUUUUCAUUUUUUACGGAAAAUUUGAAGAUAUAAAGUUAGGCGAGUGGAGCAAUUGGAAACAUCAGAGCAAGCAAAACCGUGGGGGUCUACUGGUGUAAGGGUUCUACUGAUGUAAGGGGGUCUACUACUGUAACCCAAAGAAAACUAGCAAGUAUCCUUACGCCAUCAACCUUGAUCAAUGGAAACAUUGGGCCUUAAGUUGUACAUCUUCUUGUUAUAAAGGAGGGGGUAUCAGAAGUCUUGAUGAUGAUUCAACUACAUAUGGAUUUGCCUUUGUUGAUUGUGAUGCCUUCGAGUUUUGGGUAGGAUUAGUGAGUGAUGAUGCUUCAUGUGCAACUUUAGACUUAUUUGGCAUUUAUGUAGACUAUUGUUUAAAAGAUUCAAAAUAUCAACAACGAAACUAUUAUUAUUUUCAACGGAUUACAAUUAAAUUAUUUUUUUA